UUUACUCCAAUUUUCUGAUUUAUUGAUUCACAACAUUGACGACUUAACAGAGAUGGGACUUCUGUUCGACAAAUCCACUUGCUGGAGGAAUUGGUAAUAAAAAUGCCAACAGUUGACAUCACCAUUAACAGUCCAGAAUGAGUGGAUUGGGAGAAUAUCGGCAAUCUUCUAAAACACAUAGAGUACUAAAAAAUAUUGAGAACUAAUAUAGCGGAUUAUAGGAACAAGAGAAUUUGAAAGUAUGGAGAAAACAAAGAAUGUAUUCCAGGGAAUUCACAUAUCCAGGAAGUUCCACAAGAAGAAAAAGGCUGGAACUGAUGUGUGGUUCGCUGAAACAUGUGAGCAUCUACAAAACAAAAAGAUCGCACCCAUGGUUCCAGAUAUAUUCGCUUCAUACUCCGGCCCAGAUGAAGGCCUAACUAUUGUCCAUAAAAAUACUGAAAAUGGUCCAUCCAACAAUAGCACAGCUAAACAGAAAACAAUCCUUGGUGCCAAAAACUGGUCAGUUAAAAGUCGCAAAGCCUACGCCAUAUGUAUGUCACUUUAUGACCAGAACCCUGUCAAUGGCAAGAUUUCAGGGGACCCAAUCGCAGAUGCUUUUGGUAUUUGUGCCAGGAAAAACAAUGCUCUCCUAGUUGUCGCAGAUGGUGUAAACUGGGGAGAGAAAUCCAAGAUGGCUGCACGCAGCGCAGUUUAUGGGUGUAUGAAAUACAUGCAUGAGAAAGUCUUCUGUUCAGGAAGAAAUCUCAAAACAACUCAAGAGGUGUUAGCAUGUUUACGACGUUCGUUUGACUGUGCACACGAGACAAUUCUACAACAGGAAGCUGGACUCACAACGCUGUGCGCUGCCAUGGUAGUCCCACUUAAAGAUAAAAAACAAUACGCGGUUUGUGUGGUUAAUGUAGGUGAUAGUUUUGCAUUCGUACAGAGUAACGCCAAUGGAUUCCGUGAAAUUACCAUAGGCUCUCAUGAUAUUGACAGUGUACGUGAUAUACGUGAUGCCGGGGGUGCACUGGGUCCAGUAGAUGGCACUAACCCAGAACUACACAAUCUGACAUGCUCCAUGACUAUUGUAGACCCUGGAGAUAUUGUCUUCCUCACCACCGAUGGAAUCUCAGACAAUUUUGACCCUGUGGUCACAAAGAUGGCCGUCCCAACUAAAGAUGACGAUAGUGACGAGGAGGAAUCUGACAGUCCAUCCUCUCCGUCAUCAGAUAGCGGAAUACAAGCAUCAGCCAAUAACAAUCCAGUUGACUUUAAGCCUGCCAUGACUCCCCAGGAACGUCAUCAGUUCUGUGUCAAAGGCAUGGAACGGGUUCUACAUGAAUUUGAAUUAUUUGCAGAGACUCCAUGUUGUGCCCAAGAACUCUGUGGUGCAAUAGUACAACAUGUUACCCAACUCACAGACCAGAAACGCAAAGUAUUAGAAAAUCCAGAACUCUAUGGAAAAAAAUUGAAAUCAAGACAACGGAAAGAACGUGAUGAGAAAAUUGUAGCAAGUAUGAGGCAAGCACCAGGGAAAUUAGACCAUGCAACUAUAGUUGCGUAUGAAGUGGGAAAUUACCAUUAUGAUGAUGAGAAUUAUGAUAUUGAGAGUAGUGAAGACGAGGAGGAAGAUGGGGAAGAAGCAGCAUCAAUGUCCACUAGUAACAACAGCAAUUCAAGCCCAAGCAGGUCCAGGCCAAAUUCAGUCUUAUUUGAAUCAGCCCUUUAAGUGGUCCAAAAUCUCAAUUGGGUGCCAAAAGAUUUUCAACAGGGUGCAAGGAAAUUCCAAUUCUCAGUGGGGUGUUUCAAUGUUUAAUGGGGUGUCCCAAUACAAAAAUACUCUAGGCACAAGGAGUGACAUUUUGUCUAUAUAAAGCCGUUUUUUCUAGUUACAAAGUUACAAUUAUUGACUUUUAAAGUUUAACUGCAUACACUUAUGGUGCUGUAGCAAGCAAAAGGGCUCCUGAUGAAACAAUUGUUGAAGGUCACAAAUGUUAACUUAAGCAUGAGUAUGUCUGCAACACUGAAUUUUGACUACCUCUCAAUAUGACUGUAAUUGGCAAUAUUUAUAUCUUUUUUUAAGAUGUAGUCAAAGAAGUGCUUAAGCUUACAUAGUUUUUAUUAUAUUAUUAUGUCACCAUAAAAAUCAGUGAUGACGUAUCGUUGUGGUCACAAUUUUUAUAACUGCCAUUCGACACCUGUGGCCACUUUCUGUCACAAACUGUUACACCUGUAACUGGCAUCUGGAACAAAUUGUUUGCAAUGAUAACCAUAUACUGUAUUUGCAAUAAUUACUUACUAGGUGGUGAUAUUUUAUCAUGUUAUGCCUUUAAGUUGUGAAUAUCAAUACAUUAUCUGAUAUCAGUGAUCUAGGGCAAGAUGGGGCUGUCAACUGAAGAAAUGUUCUUGUGAAUUGAGGUCCCAAAAUCGGACCUAGGAACUGUCCAGCGCUUGUGGUUGGAUUCAGCAUGUAGGAAUGACUUCGAAUUUUUCACAAUAUUUUGUAAUUUAUAUACAUGUAAUUUUACAUAUGUGCCAAACCAUCGUAAAUUGUAACAAGUUGAGAUGUGGAGCUUAAUUAAAGGUAGAAUCAGAUCCAGACAAAAUUGCAAGCAAAAAUACAAUUGACCCACCAAUCUAUUCCUUACAAUCUC
This is a messenger RNA of Owenia fusiformis, 2639 nucleotides long. Lineage: Eukaryota; Metazoa; Annelida; Polychaeta; Sabellida; Oweniidae. The record is from the annotation of a GenBank genome assembly.